Molecule: messenger RNA, 2414 nt
Organism: Pteropus alecto (black flying fox)
Lineage: Eukaryota; Metazoa; Chordata; Mammalia; Chiroptera; Pteropodidae
Gene: RPF2
Product: ribosome production factor 2 homolog
Exons: 10
Biological process (GO): ribosomal large subunit assembly; maturation of LSU-rRNA from tricistronic rRNA transcript (SSU-rRNA, 5.8S rRNA, LSU-rRNA)
Cellular component (GO): nucleolus
Molecular function (GO): rRNA binding
Source: RefSeq, a predicted model, not a curated record
UACCCGGGGGAACGUUAGGAGAGGGGCUUCUAUGGAGGGAUGGAGUGAUGUAGCCUCUGUCUCGCUCCUGGUUACCACUCUCCUUUCUCACACCCUUUGCCGGUCGGACCCGUGUAGGGUCCAAUCAAUCCACUAGCUGGGUUUCCCUGGGUUGGUGCCGCCUGCGAGGAGACCGCCAGCUGGGAAUCCCACAGUGGUGGCGGCGGGGUGGAGGUGGCACAGAGGUAUUGGCCGCUUUUUGUCUUAGCCAAUUAGAAACGUCCUGGUUUCCGAAGAAGUGUGAGGGAGGUGGGAGAGUGGGGGUUUAGGAGCACAGGCCUCGGAGUCUGAUCUAGGUGACAAUUCGGAGGCGUCCACUUAAAGUUUUGUGACAUUGGACCAUUUAAUCUCCAAAGCCCAAAACGAAAAGGGCCAAGAGAUUCCUUGAGAAGAGAGAACCAAAACUCAGUGAAAAUAUUAAAAAUGCCAUGCUUAUUAAAGGGGGAAAUGCAAAUUCAACAGUGACAGAAGUACUUAGAGAUGUGUAUGCACUGAAAAAACCAUAUGGUGUUCUGUAUAAAAAGAAAAAUAUUACAAGACCAUUCGAGGAUCAGACAUCAUUGGAAUUCUUUUCAAAGAAAUCAGAUUGUUCUUUAUUCAUGUUUGGCUCCCAUAAUAAGAAGCGGCCAAAUAAUCUAGUAAUAGGUCGUUUGUAUGACUACCAUGUGCUAGAUAUGAUUGAAUUAGGUAUCGAGAAGUUCGUUUCUCUGAAAGAUAUUAAGAAUAGUAAAUGUCCUGAGGGAACAAAACCCAUGUUAAUAUUUGCUGGUGAUGAUUUUGAUGUAACAGAAGACUACAGAAGGCUAAAAAGUCUUCUUAUUGAUUUCUUCAGGGGCCCCACAGUAUCAAAUAUCCGCCUGGCUGGUUUAGAGUGUGUUCUGCAUUUCACUGCACUGAAUGGGAAGAUUUACUUUCGAAGCUAUAAGUUGCUGUUGAACUAAUCUGGUUGCAGAACACCACGGAUUGAAUUGGAAGAGAUGGGACCCUCAUUGGAUCUGGUUCUGAGGAGGACACAUCUGGCAUCAGAUGACCUUUAUAAGUUAUCCAUGAAAAUGCCAAAAGCCCUCAAGCCAAAGAAGAAGAAAAAUAUCUCCCAUGAUACUUUUGGUACAACUUAUGGAAGGAUUCAUAUGCAGAAGCAAGACCUAAGCAAACUACAAACCAGAAAAAUGAAGGGGUUGAAGAAACGACCUGCAGAAAGGAUAACAGAAGAUCAGGAGAAAAAAUCAAAGAGAAUUAAAAAAAAAUAAUGGAAUUUAGCUGAAAACUACGGUUUUAUUGUAGUCUGUUUACUUAGAAUUAUCAUCAGUCAUAUCAGAGUUUCUUAUAAGAUUUUACUGUAUAUUUUUCUACCAUUAUAAUUUGCCUAAACUAUAUAUUAUAUAUAUUAUGAACAGUAAUGUACUAUUAGGUUGAAAGUAAGCCUCUUACUUGAGACCUACCCUUGCGUGCCAUUUUUACUCUGUGAUACAUUUCCCUCUGUCCGCCCCCCGCAAAGUCUAGUCUGCUGUCUCAUUGGGUGGGUGAGGGAGGAGGGAUCUCCAGAAUAAACAUAGGUAUCUGAGAAUUUUGGGGUUAAGCUUUAGAUAAAGGGAGGAGUCAUGCAAAGUAAAAUGGCCCAAAGGAACUGUAUACACACUCAGUAUGACCUACCUGGAAAGUUAAUUCCAUCUUCCAACAUAUACCUACAACCCGGCUUUUAUUUUUUACUUUUCAGUUAUUUUGCCUGAAAUUCUACCAGUUAUUAAUUUGAGAUUUUAAGCUUUGUGUCAUAAAAUAUAGGUCUCUAAGAAAGAUACCUGAUCAUUGACAUAUUACCUUACUGUUGAUUAUUUUAAUAAGAGAUUUCUGCUACAAAUUGGAGCCCUACCCUCCUCUGCGAGAAAGGAAGUUUUUUUUGUUUUGUUUUGUGUUUUACACCUACAGCACCUGGUAUUCCUAGGUAGUCUCCUAUCCAAGUACUAACCAGGCCCAACCCUGCUUAGCUUCCAAGAUCAGACAAGAUUGGGCACGUUCAGGGUGGCAUGGCCGUAGAUGAGAAAGAAAGUUUUGAUAGAGAUAGAUGUGAGGAAAGAAUGGGUAGGUUUUAAGACACAGGGUACUUUAGGAUACUAGGUAGCUAAAGGUCACACAAAAACCCCGGGUGUUUGCAUACUGAGUAGGAGUAAGCCAAAGCCAAACAGUAUGUUUUGAAAUUUUCAUGAAGACUGGCCCUGUGCCUAGGAAAAUGGGAAGAAGCUUUCUACUUCCUCCUCAUAGUGUUGUAUACUUCUUUUUUCUAAAUUGAUUGAAUCCCUGGCAAAGAAGUUCCUUUAUACAAGUGCAAGCCAAUUAUGUUAUAAAGACACAAAUAGAACAUAAAUGAUAAUAUGUUA